AUGGACAUGAAGCCACCCACCUUGGCCCCUGGAUUCCCUUCCCGGAUCACAGCGCUCCUCUGCUUGUUCACUAAGAGUUCUCAGAGCGAUAAAGGGGUCCUGAGCCUCAGCUCCUCCCAGGCCUGGGGUGUCUGGGGUUCGGACUGUGCUGCAGGCCAACACGAGGGCAGCCGUGCCUGUGAGGUUGGUGGUGCUGACGUUGGCUCUGCGAGGUCGGCUCAAGUGCCUCCAACCACCCCACGGACAAAGAGCCAGGGAUGCCUGGGCAGGGACCAGGAGUGCCCACCACCCAUCCCACCUCAGCCCCCACCUCCCCUAAGCAAACCUGCUUCCUGGUCUCUAACCCCAAGGACCUCACUGACCCCAGCAUUCCCCCAGGUGAAGACCAAGCCCUACUAUGGCAGCUGGAGAGCCGCAGGCCUGCUGCUGCUGCUGGCAGUGGCCACUACAGGGGCCGUGGCUGGGGGGCUUCUUGGCUUUGCUCACAGCCCUCCCAAGCCACUGCCGCAGAUGCUCCGGUUGACUCUCCUGAGCCCCCGGGUGCUCAGGUCCAACCAAACCACCCUGGUGGAUGCGGCCCAGAACACAGCAACCAUCAUGGUGACUCCACCGCAAAGCAACCGCAGCUGGGUGGUGCUGUUCGACGGGCAAAGUGGCUGCAUCUGUUACCGCCCUGCGGAGCACCAGGCCUGCUUCCUCCGCCUGAUGGAGGCCCAGGAUUGGGACAUGCUGCAGCUGCUGGUGAACACCUCGAGGGCCCGAGGGGCUCAAAGCCCCACCCAAGACACCCACUAUGCCCAGGAGCUCCUGGCAGUGCUUGGGAGCCACGCAGUGGACCCUGCCCAGGUCGGGGUUUUGGUGCAGCAACUUUGUGCCAAGACCCCCAUCUACUGGGCCCGCCGAUCAGAGGGACCCCGGAGGCAGCGGUUGAUCUAUCUCUGCAUUGACAUCUGCUUCCCAAGCAACAUCUGUGUGUCAGUCUGCUUUUAUUACCUCCCAGACUAAGCCCUCUGGCCUGGCUCAGCCCGGCCUUGGUCCCCACAGGCCCACCCUUUCCCCAGGUUGCCAGCACCACGGAGGGCAGCUGCAGCAGGAACUAAUAAACCCUUCCACCUAGCA
Messenger RNA from Galeopterus variegatus (Sunda flying lemur), 1119 nucleotides. It is a transcript of the gene BRICD5, whose product is annotated as BRICHOS domain containing 5. The transcript has 7 exons. Bases 1 to 1005 code for a protein of 334 amino acids. The record is from RefSeq and is a predicted model, not a curated record. Gene Ontology annotation, biological process: regulation of cell population proliferation. Lineage: Eukaryota; Metazoa; Chordata; Mammalia; Dermoptera; Cynocephalidae.